UUACAAAUUAAAAACACUUUUGCUCAUAUAAUGGCUGGAAAUUACAAGAGAGUAGUAUUGUGUAAAGGAUUAUCUGAAAAGAGCAAGCAGGAAACAUAUAGCAAGACAUUGGAAUCAGCUGGUUAUAAUUGCGAAUGUUUACAAACUUUAAAAUUCGAAUUUGUGAAUAUUUCGGAUCUGCGAGCAUGUCUGCGAGUAGCUGACAGAUAUAGUGGUUUAAUAUUAACUAGUCCUCGUACAGUUGAAGCUGUUGUAUUGGCAGUAAAAGAAGAUACUAGUAUCCUGUAUCAUUGGGAACAGGUGCCAACGUACUGUGUGGGAACUGUGACAGAGUCUCUCGCAAGAAAUCAACUUAAUUUGCAACAUUGUGUAGGCAGUCAGUCUGGUAAUUCAAAGCAACUGGCUGCAAAAAUUAUUCUUGAUAUAAAAAAAGAUUCCAAACCAUUAUUGUAUCCAUGUAGUGAAAUUGCACGUGAAACUAUCUCUUGUACUGUUGGAGAUAGUGAAAUUUCAAUAAAAAAGAUCAUAGUUUAUAGAACAUUAGAGAGUGAAACUCUUGAACAAGAAUUACCAAAAAUGCUCGAGAAAUCUCCUAGUAUAUUUGUUUUUUUCAGUCCAUCUACAGUUGAGCAUAUUACAGCGCAACUUAAGAGAAAUUUCUAUAAUGUCAAAAAUAUAAAAGCAGUAGCAAUAGGACCUGUAACAAAAGAUGCAUUAAUUGAUUCUGGUUUCAAUGUAUAUGCCACUGCGAAUAAACCUGAACCAGUAGCUUUAAUGCAAGCGAUUACAGCUGCUGAUUCUAUAGAAAAUUUAAAAAAGAAUAAUUUAUGACAUGACGUCUUUUGGGUUGUUUGUCAUAAAGAUCGAUCAUGAAAACCGGAAAACCAAAUUGGUGCGCAGUUUAUAGACAAUAUAAUGUGCAUUUGCAAAUUUGGGGGUGAUCCCGAUUGAUCACGGCUCGAUUGGACACUAUCAAUUACAGCGACCAGUG
This is a messenger RNA of Trachymyrmex cornetzi, 991 nucleotides long. RefSeq names its product Uroporphyrinogen III synthase 1 (gene Uros1). The record is from RefSeq and is a predicted model, not a curated record. NCBI's taxonomy places the organism in Eukaryota, Metazoa, Arthropoda, Insecta, Hymenoptera, Formicidae. Gene Ontology annotation, biological process: uroporphyrinogen III biosynthetic process. The transcript is spliced from 2 exons. Bases 31 to 831 code for a protein of 266 amino acids. Gene Ontology annotation, molecular function: uroporphyrinogen-III synthase activity. Gene Ontology annotation, cellular component: cytosol.